Messenger RNA from Vitis riparia (riverbank grape), 2228 nucleotides. Its product is annotated as polygalacturonase 1 beta-like protein 1. NCBI's taxonomy places the organism in Eukaryota, Viridiplantae, Streptophyta, Magnoliopsida, Vitales, Vitaceae. The coding region runs from base 80 to 1981 and encodes 633 amino acids. The record is from RefSeq and is a predicted model, not a curated record. The transcript has 2 exons.
AUCAGACACGCCAACAUUCUCGCUUCUUCUCCUCACUUCUCACUUCUCACUUCUCAAACUGAAGGAGAUAGAGAGAGAAAUGCAUAGACAACAUAAGCUUCUGAGCCAUCUCUUUCUCAUUUUCUUAUUCUCAGCUUCGUUUCCCAAUGUUGCUUUGGGCGGAGCCGGUGAGGAAUCGGGCAAACCGGUGGCUGGAGAAAACCCAUUCACACCCAGAGCGUCUUUGCUUCGGUAUUGGAAUAAGCAGAUCGGCAGUGGCUUGCCAAAGUCCACCUUUCUUCUCUCCAAGGCAUCCCCAUUGAGCGCGGUUGAGUCGGCCACCUUUACUAAACUUGCCUCUCAAAAUGCGCUUUCCGACAAUCUGCCGGCGUUCUGUAAGUCUGCGAACCUGCUCUGUUUUCCCGAUUUGGGCCAGAGCUUGGAGAAGCAUGACGCUAGUUCCAACUUCGCCGUGUAUUCGAACAAGAAUUUCACCAAUUACGGAACGGAUGGACUCGGGGGAACGGACGCCUUCACAAAAUAUUCGGAGGGGGUCAAUCUUCCUGUCGACGCAUUCAAGCGCUAUAGCCGUGACUCCGUCGGCAACAAUGAUAAAUUCGAUAAUUACGGCCGCGAGGGCAACGUCGUGGAUCAGAGCUUCAGCGGCUACGGUGCCGGGGCUACCGGCGGCUCUGGAGAGUUCAAGAAGUACAACGAAGAGGUUAAUGUUCCCAACCUUCGAUUCAACUCCUACACAGACGAUGGCAAUGGCCGUCAACAAUCAUUCACGAGUUACACAAAUGAGACCAAUUCUGGAGAUGAGUCCUUCAGCAGCUACGGCAAGAACGGCAACGGAUCUCCGAACGAGUUCACGAGUUACGGAAGCAGCUCCAACGUCAUCGGCUCCACGUUCACCGGCUACGGUGAAACCGGCAACUCCGCCAACGAUACGUUCAAGAGCUACGGCUUUGACGGCAACGUGCCAGAGAACAACUUCAAGAAAUACGGUGAUGGUGGUAAUGCGGGGACCGAUACUUUCAUAAGUUACAGAGAUCAAUCCAAUGUAGGAGACGACUCCUUCAAAUCCUACGCCAAGAAUUCCAAUUCCGCAGAGGUGGAUUUCGUCAACUAUGGGAAAUCGUUCAACGAAGGUACAGACACUUUCGCUGGGUACGGCAAGGGAGCGACGAACCACAAAAUUAAUUUCAAGAUCUACGGCGUCAACAACACAUUCACAGACUACGCUAAAAAGGGCAUCUCCUUUUCAAGAUACACUAACAAAAGCUCUGAAACAAUGACUUCCAUGGCGGUCAGUGGCAGUUCAGUAAAUAGGUGGGUUGAGCCGGGUAAAUUCUUCCGCGAGUCGAUGCUGAAGAAAGGGACUGUGAUGCCAAUGCCGGACAUUAGGGAUAAAAUGCCCAAAAGGUCGUUUUUGCCCCGCACUAUUUCCUCCAAAUUACCGUUUUCAACCUCCAAACUUGAGGAGAUGAAGAAAAUAUUCCAUGCCGCGGAAAACUCAAGCAUGGAGCACAUGUUCACAGAGGCAUUAGAUGACUGCGAGAGAGCACCCAGCAAAGGCGAGACCAAGCGCUGCGUCCCCUCCAUCGAGGACAUGAUCGACUUCGCCACCACCGUCCUCGGCCGCAACGUUGUGGUUCGCACCACCCAAUCCGUCGAAGGGUCAAAACAAAACGUAAUGAUCGGGUCGGUCAAAGGGAUCAACGGUGGACAAGUCACCAAAUCGGUGUCCUGCCACCAGAGCCUGUUCCCUUAUCUACUCUAUUACUGCCACUCCGUUCCCAAGGUUCGGGUGUAUGAAGCGGACCUCCUGGACCCGAAAACCAAAGCCAACGUUAACCAUGGUGUGGCCAUCUGUCACUUGGACACCUCCGAUUGGAGCGCGGGUCAUGGUGCAUUCGUGGCAUUGGGUUCGGGCCCUGGCCGGAUUGAAGUUUGUCACUGGAUUUUCGAGAAUGAUAUGACCUGGACCAUUGCAGACUGAGCCAUGACCCACCUUCCCGUCUGGGUUCGAACCACUUGGUCAACAAAGCUGGCUCGACCCCAACUUCCGCUUAUGUAUUUCCUUCAUAAGAUGUCAUGGUGAAAUAUUUAAGGCAUGUGUUUCACCAGGCUAAGGAUGGUAAUUUAUUGUAUGUUAUCAUUAUCCCAGUGUUGAGAGCGUGUGAGAUUUAGAAGUUGUCUUUGAUGGCUUCCUCAUUCGUAGGGAUGAAUGGGUUUUUCUUCUUUUC